Protopterus annectens (West African lungfish) is the source of this 3655-nucleotide messenger RNA. RefSeq names its product T-box transcription factor 2 (gene TBX2). Gene Ontology annotation, cellular component: nucleus. NCBI's taxonomy places the organism in Eukaryota, Metazoa, Chordata, Ceratodontiformes, Protopteridae. Gene Ontology annotation, biological process: cell fate specification; regulation of transcription by RNA polymerase II; positive regulation of DNA-templated transcription. The transcript is spliced from 7 exons. Bases 590 to 2644 code for a protein of 684 amino acids. The record is from RefSeq and is a predicted model, not a curated record. Gene Ontology annotation, molecular function: DNA-binding transcription factor activity, RNA polymerase II-specific; RNA polymerase II cis-regulatory region sequence-specific DNA binding.
CAGUGCCUGGGCGCUGCUUGCCAAUAAACCUGGGGUACGUUCUGUCGUAAUUUUUUUCUGUCAUUGGCUAAAUAUCGGACACUGUUGACAAGUUUUCUCAGUGUUGAUGCUUCCGACACCUUCUUCCUUUCUCCCUCCCUCCUUCUGAUGCCUUGCCUUGGCCUGAACUGUCAGAACCCCGCCUAUGAAGCUCCACAAUUGGUCCGAAAAGCGUAAAAUCAGCAAUCAAGGGGGGCCGGGCUCAUUAGCGAGGGGAUCAGAGGAGGAAGGCCAUGUGAGAGCUAGUCACAGUUUCCCUGAGAUCACGGCGAGACCCGAUCAUUCCUGACAAGACCAGCCUCACCCGACCGCGAUUUUAACAAUAUUUUGCUGACUUUGGACGCUCCUAAUAUCUGUGUUUGGAGCAGCUCAGUUGUUUGGCGUAUUAAAGCCGUCGGAAAAACAGAGUGGGAAACGCGUUAAAUUCAACGACUGCUAAGUUCUGUCGAUGCACAUUACAAUCUGACCACUUAAUUUUCUUGCAUUGUUUACCAUUCUCAGUAGUUGGCUGGACUGUGUUGUUUCUUCUCUGAUUCUCUUGAAUGCACCGAUGAGAGAUCCAGCAUUUCCGGGGACUGCCAUGGCUUACCACCCUUUCCACGCUCCCAGACCGGCUGAUUUUCCAAUGUCUGCCUUUCUGGCCGCUACCCAGCCGUCUUUUUUUCCUGCAUUAGCACUACCUCCAGGGGCUCUGGCUAAAACCCUGCAGGACCCAACAUUAACCAGUGCUGCGGAGGCUGGACUACACGUCCCGACGCUAAGCCAUCAUCACCAAGCGGCUCAUUUGCGUUCCUUGAAAAGCUUAGAGCCUGAAGAAGAAGUGGAGGAUGAUCCCAAAGUUAAUUUGGAAGCCAAGGAAUUGUGGGACCAAUUCCAUAAACUAGGAACAGAGAUGGUGAUCACGAAGUCUGGAAGGAGAAUGUUUCCUCCUUUUAAAGUCCGUGUAAGUGGCCUGGACAAAAAAGCCAAGUAUAUAUUGUUAAUGGAUAUAGUGGCUGCAGACGACUGUCGGUAUAAAUUCCACAAUUCCCGCUGGAUGGUGGCUGGCAAAGCUGACCCUGAAAUGCCCAAACGGAUGUACAUCCACCCAGACAGCCCUGCCACUGGGGAACAGUGGAUGGCUAAACCUGUUGCCUUUCAUAAGCUGAAACUCACCAACAAUAUUUCUGACAAGCACGGAUUUACAAUCUUGAAUUCCAUGCACAAGUACCAGCCCAGGUUUCACAUUGUACGGGCGAAUGAUAUACUGAAGCUCCCAUAUAGCACCUUCAGGACAUACGUGUUUCCAGAAACCGACUUCAUAGCAGUCACAGCUUAUCAGAAUGACAAGAUAACCCAACUUAAAAUUGAUAACAAUCCCUUUGCAAAAGGGUUCAGAGAUACCGGUAAUGGAAGACGUGAAAAAAGAAAACAAUUAAGUCUCCCCUCCCUUCGCAUGUACGAUGACCAAUGCAAAGUAGACCAUGAUGGAAUGGAUUCAGAUGCCUCUUCCAGCGAUCCCACACCAACCAGGGACCAUUUGCACUCCCCUCAGGGCGCAGAGCCCAGUCCCUUACGACUAAAUCGAAGUAUCAGAGAUGGGAAGAGCUCAGUGAGUGAUCAGGAGUUGGAAGGGCAGGAGACGCUAUCAAGUGAAACUCACAGCCCCAGAACAGAGCCUUCAGUUCAUUGCAGCCCCCGAGCAGAAGACUUGUUGAAAAACAGACCAUCCCAAGAGAAAAAGACAGAGUCUCCUGACCUCAGAAAGGACAUUAGCUCCAUUUUCAGUGUGCGAACUCUAGAGAAAGAAAGGACGGAUGGCAGGAGAAAAGAGGACUCUAAGAAAGAGAAUGAGUGUAACAGUAUGACCAAAGACAGUUUCUCUCCUUUGGUAGUGCAAACAGACAGUACAUCUCAUCUGAACCCUGGACAUUUGCAUAGUCUCGCUUUCUCAAGCCUCCAUGGAAAUCAGUUUUUUAACCCCCUAAAUGCUGGACAGCCAUUAUUUAUUCACCCAGGACAAUUUGCCAUGACACCUGGAGCUUUCUCUGCCAUGGGAAUGGGACAUUUAUUAGCUUCUAUGUCAGGAAGCAGUCUGGAAAAUGGAGCCAUCUCUUCAGUCCAAGGAGCUGGGGGGACAACGGCAGCUUUCCCCUUUCACUUUUCACAGCACAUGCUUGCUUCUCAGGGGAUACCGAUGCCCACAUUUGGAGGUCUGUUUCCUUAUCCAUAUACAUACAUGGCGGCGGCAGCAGCAGCAGCGUCAGCUCUACCGUCCAGCACCUCCUCCUCCCUGUCCCGGAACCCCUUUCUAAGCAGUGCUAGGCCUCGUCUUCGUUUUAGUCCUUACCAGAUUCCGGUGUCCAUCCCAUCAAGCACCAACCUUCUCACCACCGGAUUGCCAUCAAGCAUGAACACAGGAGCGGAAACCCCCAAGCCCUGCAGCCGAGAGAGCAGUCCUGUUUCAGAUCAACACAGUCAUAGCAGUCAGAGAAAUUGUUCGGGGUCUGUCUCGCCAAAAACUGCUGUAAAAGAUUCCUUGAACGAACUGCAGAAUAUCCAGAGACUGGUGAGUGGGUUAGAGAACCAAAGAAACCUGUCACCUGGCAGGGAAUCACCUAAGUGACAUGACGUCUGUCACACCUACUAGAUGGCCAACAGUGGGGUCAAGAGCACUGGGAUCAUUUUGUACAGCACACUUCGAUAUUUAUUAAAAAAUAAAAAAUAAACAAAAGACAAAGAAACACUCUUAAGAGGAAUCAAACAGUGUCACUUACUCCCAAAAGGAACAAAAAGCAACAAUAGCACUGUUUGUAGAGAUGCCUUCAAAACCCCAAGGAUACAAGCAACUGAAAUAGGUUCAAAAGGAACAACAGCCACGGCAAGCAAGAUAGCAGAUGGUGACAUCUGUGAAGUCUGUGCUGGGAACAGAAUGGAGUGAAAUGAAAUUGAGAUGUUCAAAAAGACUUGGAAGGCUGGUUAAAUGCCAUUGUCCUUUAGACAUACCUCAGAGGUUGCAGCUACCCACCUAGUUCCUAAAUCGGUACAAGCAUGAAGAGACAUUUCUUACCCAAAUGUACCAGGUGUAUUUAAGAAAUUAAAAUAGUAAUUUGUGUAAAUAAGCUAUAAGAAAUACCAUAAUAUGCAAAUUGAUAUUAAUUUAUUCAAGUUGUACAUUGCUGUGUACAUAAUAUUAGAGUUUAACUCCUUGCAUUUAUCGUUUCCUUCUAUUUUCCGUUUUACAGAAACACGGUGUAUUGUAAAUGAAACAACAGUUUAAACUUUUGGGAAAAAAGAACAUAAUCCACUGACUGUGUUUUUAGUUGUUUGUUUAUCCCUGCAGUUUUGCUAUCACGUGCCAUCCCCAAUACGUUUGUUGCAGUUCAAUGUCUUAUACAUCUUUUUUUCAGAUUUUUAUUUCAGAAUUAUAACACCUUUGCAGUGACAAAAUAGCAUGAAUACGUCUCAGGAUUUUAUUUUUCAUUCCAGUACUUCAAAUUGAUUUUUUCAACAAGGCUGUAUUAAUAAAACAUACACGGAUAUAUUUCAGAUGUGCUGGUUUUAUUCGGGUAUCUAUGUUAUGUAUAUUUUUUUGUUCUCUAUUCUCUCACUACUUUCAAUAAAAUAUUCAAAGAAG